Molecule: messenger RNA, 4589 nt
Organism: Ficedula albicollis (Collared flycatcher)
Lineage: Eukaryota; Metazoa; Chordata; Aves; Passeriformes; Muscicapidae
Product: deleted in malignant brain tumors 1 protein-like
Cellular component (GO): membrane
Source: RefSeq, a predicted model, not a curated record
GUGAGCAUGGGCAGGUGUGUGCAGAUGAGUCCAGGUGUGCUCAGGUGUGAGGGUGUAGUGUGCACAGGUGAGCCUGACUAGGUGUGCUCAGGAGACCAUGGACAGGUGUGCACAGGUGUGUGGGUGAGGUGUGCACAGGUGAGCACGGACAGGUGUGCACAGGUGAGACAUGUACAGGUGUGUGCAGGUAUGGACAGCUGUGUGUAGGUGAGACAUGAACAGGUGUGUGCAGGUAUGGACAGGUGUGCAUGGUGAGACAUGGGCAGGUGUGUGCAGUUAUGGACAGGUGUGCAUGGUGAGACAUGAACAGGUGUGUGCAGGUAUGGACAGGUGUGCAGGUGAGCAUGGACAGGUCUGUGGGUGUCGUGUGUGCAGGUGAAACAUGGACAGGUGCGUGCAGGUGAGCUCCUGGUGCCCAGGUGAGGCUGUGGUGUGCUCAGGUGAGCCUGUGACACCCCCAGGUGAGCCCGAGGAGGGCCAGGUGCGCCUGGCCGGGGGCCCGCACAGGUGCGCGGGGCGCGUCGAGGUGUUCCACGCGGGCAGGUGGGGCACGGUGUGCGACGACGCCUGGGACCUGGCGGACGCGCAGGUGAGCUGCCGCCAGGUGCGCUGCGGCCCCGCCCUGUGGGCGCCAGGUGCGGCGCAGUUCGGGCGCGGCUCAGGUGUGAUCUGGCUGGACGAGACGCAGUGCAGCGGCAGCGAGGCGCACCUGGCCGAGUGCCCCGCCCGCGCCUGGGGCCGCAACAACUGCUACCACGGGGAGGACGCGGGCGCCGUGUGCGCAGGUGUUUCAGACUCGCUGGAGCCGGAGCCGCCUCACCUGCGCCUGGCCGGGGGCGGGCACCGCUGCGAGGGGAGGGUGGAGCUGCUGCACCUGGACAGGUGGGCCGGGGUCUGCGGGCACACCUGGGGCCAGCGCGAGGCUCAGGUGGUCUGCAGGUACCUGGGCUGUGGGACCCCCCUGGCUGCCCCACCUGGGCACACACCUGGGGAUGCACCUGGCGACACACCUGGGGACACACCUGGGCAGGUGUGGCUGGAGCAGGUGAGCUGUGAAGGCACCGAGAGAAACCUGAGCCAGUGCAAGGCGGGGCCCUGGCAGGAGCACACCUGUGCCCAGGGGGGCGUGGCCAACGUGACGUGCUCAGGUGGGUGUGACGUCAUCCUCACCUGGGUGUGCUACCACGGGGAGGACGCGGGCGCCGUGUGCGCAGACUCGCUGGAGCCGGAGCCGCCUCACCUGCGCCUGGCCGGGGGCGGGCACCGCUGCGAGGGGAGGGUGGAGCUGCUGCACCUGGACAGGUGGGCCGGGGUCUGCGGGCACACCUGGGGCCAGCGCGAGGCUCAGGUGGUCUGCAGGUACCUGGGCUGUGGGACCCCCCUGGCUGCCCCACCUGGGCACACACCUGGGGAUGCACCUGGCGACACACCUGGGGACACACCUGGGCAGGUGUGGCUGGAGCAGGUGAGCUGUGAAGGCACCGAGAGAAACCUGAGCCAGUGCAAGGCGGGGCCCUGGCAGGAGCACACCUGUGCCCAGGGGGGCGUGGCCAACGUGACGUGCUCAGGCUCGGCGCUGGCCACGCCCCCCCGGGGGGGGGCCGGCAGCGGCCCCGUGUGGCUGGACGGGCUCACCUGCACAGGUGAGGAGGGGGCGCUGUCCGAGUGCCGCCACAAAGGGUGGGGCGUGCACACCUGCGAGCACAACGAGGACGCCGGAGUGGUGUGCGCAGGUUCGGGCCUGGCUGACCUGACUCACCUGCGCCUGGCCGAGGGCCCGCACAGGUGUGCUGGGCGUGUCCAGGUGCAGCACGAGGGGCGCUGGGGGGGGGUCUGCGGCCUCACCUGGGCCCUGCCCGCAGCUGACGUCACUUGCCGCUACCUGGGCUGCGGCCCCGCCCUCCGGGCCGGCCAGGUGAGCGUCGGGACGGAGGAGCUCACCUGGGUGGAGUCGCUCAGGUGUAACGGCAGCGAGGGGAACCUGCUGGAGUGCCAGGUGAAGGUGUGGGGCGCCCCCCCCUGUCCGCACGCCAACGUCACCUGUGCGCAGCGAGGUGAAGCCCUGCCCCCCUCGAAUGGGACCCUGGCACCCUCAGGUGAGCCCGAGGAGGGCCAGGUGCGCCUGGCCGGGGGCCCGCACAGGUGCGCGGGGCGCGUCGAGGUGUUCCACGCGGGCAGGUGGGGCACGGUGUGCGACGACGCCUGGGACCUGGCGGACGCGCAGGUGAGCUGCCGCCAGGUGCGCUGCGGCCCCGCCCUGUGGGCGCCAGGUGCGGCGCAGUUCGGGCGCGGCUCAGGUGUGAUCUGGCUGGACGAGACGCAGUGCAGCGGCAGCGAGGCGCACCUGGCCGAGUGCCCCGCCCGCGCCUGGGGCCGCAACAACUGCUACCACGGGGAGGACGCAACCUGUCACCACGUGGAGGACGCCAGCGCCAUCUGCGCAGGUGAGGCACCGACAGACUCGGGGCUGUCCGGGACGCCCCAGGUGCGCCUCUCAGGUGCGCCCGACAGGUGCGUGGGGCGCGUGGAGGUGCUGCACCAGCACGUGUGGGGCACCGUGUGCGACGACACCUGGGGGCUGCGAAACGCGCAGGUGGUCUGCGCUCACCUGGGCUGCGGCCGCGCCCUGAGGGCGCCAGGCGGGGCCAGGUACGGGCGGGGCUCGGGGCCCAUCUGGCUCGAUGACGUCACCUGCAGGGGCGACGAGCCCGACCUGUUCAGGUGCGACCACCGCACCUGGGGGGACCACAACUGCCACCACGGGGAGGAUGCAGGUGUGGUGUGCGCAGGUAACUCCAGCUCAGGUGAGGUGCGGCUGGUGGCCGGGCCGCACCUGUGCGCAGGUAGGGUGGAGGUGCUGCACGAGGGGCGCUGGGGGACGGUGUGUGAGCGCGGCUGGGACCUGAGAGAUGCAGAGGUAGUGUGCCACCAGGUGGGCUGCGGCCGGGCGCUGGAGGCUCUGGGCGGGGCGCGGUUCGGGCAGGGCUCAGGACAGGUGUGGCUGAGCGACCUCACCUGUGCAGGCCUCGAGCAGCACCUGGGGCAGUGCCCCGGCCCCACCUGGGGCAGCAACACCUGCGGGCACAAUGAGGACGCGGGGGUCGUGUGCGCAGCCCAUCCCUUCACACCCUCACCUGCCCACCCCUCACCUGUCCCACCGGAGCCCUCGGAGCCCUUCCAGGUGCGCCUGGUUGACGGGCCGCACAGGUGCGCCGGCCGCGUGGACAGGUGUGCUGAGCCCUUCCAGGUGCGCCUGGUUGACGGGCCGCACAGGUGCGCCGGCCGCGUGGAGGUGUCGCACCUGGGCAGGUGGGGCACGGUGUGCGACGACAGCUGGGACCUGAGCGCCGCCCGCGUCACCUGCCGCCACCUGGGCUGCGGCCCCGCCCUGAGCGCACCUGGGCGCGCGCGCUUCGGGCCCGGCCGCGGCCCCGUCUGGCUGGACCAGGUGCGCUGCUCAGGUGAGGAGCUCACCUUGGACAGGUGCCAGCGGCCGGGCUGGGGAGAGCACGACUGCGACCACGGGGAGGACGCGGGCGUAGUGUGUGCAGGUGCCAACCCCCCCCAGGUGCGGCUGCGGGACGGCCCCGGGCCCUGCGCGGGGCAGGUGCAGGUGCAGCUGAACCACACCUGGCUGCAGGUGUGCGGCCUCACCUGGGGGCUGCCCGAGGCGCAGGUGCUGUGCAGGCAGCUGGGCUGCGGCCCCGCCCUCAGCGCACCUGUGGGGCCACACCUGCCGGGGGAGCCGCACCUGGCCGGGCUCACCUGCGACGGCUCCGAGUCGCAGCUCCUGGAGUGCUUCGGGGAGUGGGUGGGGCCCAGCACCUGCACAGGUGGGGUUGCCCAGGUGCGCUGCGUCAUGCCCAAAGGUGUGGCCCCCAGCUGCACCUACCUGGUGGCGCUGCUGGUGCUGAUGAUGUCACUGGGCGGGGCCCUGCUCUGGCUCACCUUGCGGGCCAGGUGUGUCCCAGCUCACCUGGGCACCCCGAGGGCCCCCAGUUCCAUUUACCUGCCCAGGAGAGCCUCACCUGGUGAGACCCAGGUGCUGCAGCUGAAGGACGACGCCCCCUGAGCUCACCUGGAACUCACCUGGUGGAGCUCACCUGGAAUCUCUCACCUGGAACUCACCUGGUGGAACUCAUCCGGGAACUCACCUGGUGGAGUUCACCUGGAACUCACCUGGAGCCUGGAACUCACCUGGAAUCCUCACCUGCAAUCUCUCAGCUGAACCUCACCUGGCCCGUCUCACCUGGAGUCCUCAUCUUGCCCCUCUUACCUGAACCUCACCUGGCUCCUCUCACCUGAACCUCACCUGGAAUCUCUCACCUGAACCUCACCUGGCUCCUCUUACCUGGAAUCCUUCACCUGGAACUCACCUGGAAUCUCUCACAUGAACCACACCUGACUGCUCUCACCUGGAACUCACCUGGAAUGCCUCACCCGGAAUUGUUCACCUGACCUCUCUCACCUGGAAUCCUCACCUGAACCUCACCUGGCCACUCUCACCUGGCUUCUGCCCCGCCCCCGUCCUUGGCAGCACUCAGGGGCUCAGGUGUCUUCACACACCUGGGCAGGUGAAUAAAUUAAAA